Messenger RNA from Anolis sagrei ordinatus, 6691 nucleotides. Lineage: Eukaryota; Metazoa; Chordata; Lepidosauria; Squamata; Anolidae. The record is from RefSeq and is a predicted model, not a curated record.
GAGGGAAAGGCAGGAGGAGACGAGAAGGAGCCAUGGCUGAAGUGCGCAAAUUCACCAAGCGGCUGAGCAAACCGGGCACGGCGGCUGAGCUCCGGCAAAGCGUCUCCGAGGCGGUGCGAGGCGGAUCCCCCGGGAGGGAGAAGACGAAGGCGAUCGAGCCCUUGGACUACGAGAAUGUCAUCUCUCAAAGGAAAGCCCAGAUUUACAGCGAUCCGCUCCGGGAUCUGCUCAUGUUCCCCAUGGAAGACGCCUCCGUCUCCGUUGUGCGCCGCCAGAGGAGGACGGUCCAGUCAACGGUGCCGGAUGAUGCCCUGAAAAAGGCCCAGAGCCUCUUUGUCCAAGAGUGUAUCAGAAGCUACAGCUCCGACUGGCAUGUCGUGAACUACAAAUACGAGGACUACUCUGGGGAUUUCCGGAUGUUGCCGUGCAAAUCCUUCCGGCCGGACAAGAUCCCAAGCCAUGUGUUUGAACUCGAUGAAGACUUUGAAAAAGACGAGGAUUCCUCAUCUUUAUGUUCGCAAAAGGGUGGCGUGAUCAGACAAGGCUGGCUCUACAAGGCCAACGUCAACAGCACCAUCACGGUGACCAUGAAGGUCUUCAAACGAAGGUAUUUCUACCUCACCCAGCUCCCCGACGGCUCUUACAUCCUCAAUUCCUACAAGGACGAAAAGACCUCCAAGGAAUCCAAAGGAUGCAUUUUCCUAGAUUCAUGCAUCGAUGUGGUCCAGUGUCCAAAGAUGCGGCGCAACGCCUUUGAGCUGAAGAUGCUGGACAAGUACAGCCAUUACCUGGCAGCUGAAAGCGAGCAGGAGAUGGAGGAGUGGCUGGGGACCCUGCGCAAGAUCAUCCAGGUGAAUGCGGAGAGCCUGGUGCAGGAGAAGAAGGAGGCUGUGGAGGCCAUGCCAGAGGAUGACUCCACCAGCCAAGGAAAGUCGGAGAACAUCCUGGAGAGCUUGGAGCGGAGCAUGCAUCCGGAGCUCAUGAAGUACGGAAGAGAAACGGAGCAGCUGAACAAGCUCAGCCGAAACGACGGGAGGCAGAACCUCUUCUCUUUCGAUCCGGAAGUGCAGAGGCUGGAUUUCUCCGGGAUUGAGCCAGACGUGAAGCCGUUUGAGGAAAAAUGCAGCCAGCGCUUCCUCGUGAACUGCCAUGCCUUGACUUUCAACCUUGUGGCCCAACUGAACGACCAGGCGAAGGAUCCGCCAACAAACGUGGAGCCAUUUUUCCUCAGCCUGGCUUUGUUCGAUUUGAAAAACGGUUGCAAGAUUUCGGCGGAUUUCCACGUGGAUUUGAACCCGUCUCCUGUCCAAGAGAUGCUGCCGGAGGUCUCCGCUCAAGAUCCUGGAAAUAGCCCCCUAAACAACCACUUUUUGGACAAAGUCACGGAAUCGUGUUUGCGCUACGUCAAGCAAGGGGUCUUCUCGGUCGCCAACCCUCACCCAGAAAUCUUCCUGGUGGCCCGGGUGGAGAAGGUCCUCCAAGGGAGCAUCACACACUGUACGGAGCCAUAUAUCAAGAACUCGGACCCUGUAAAGACGGCGCAGAAGGUCCACAAGGUUGCCAAACUGGUCUGCAGCCGCCUCGGACAAUACCGGAUGCCGUUUGCAUGGGCCGCCCGACCAGUCUUCAAAGACUCUCAAGGAACGUUGGAUCUAGAUGGGAAAUUCUCUCCUCUCUAUAAGCAGGACAGCAGCCGGCUUUCGAUCGAAGAUUUGCUCAAACUGUUGGCGGAAUAUAAGAAGCCGGAGAAGACGAAGUUGCAAGUGAUACCCGGCCAGUUAAAUAUUACGUUGCAGUGUGUCCCAUUGGACAUUCCAAAUUGUCUUACGGCGUCUUAUGUCCCCAUCAAACCCUUCGAAAAGCCGGAUCCCGGGGGUGAAGUGGCCGUCGAGGUGGAGGAAUUCGUCCCUGAAAUUGCAAAGUAUUCCCACCCUUUCACUGUCUACAAGAACCAGCUCUACAUCUACCCUUUGCAUUUAAAGUAUGACAGCCAGAAAACCUUUGCCAAGGCGAGGAACAUUGCCGUCCGGGUGGAAUUCAAAGACUCCGACGAAGGGGACUCCAAAGCUUUGAAGUGUUUCUAUGGGAAGCCUGGGGGUCCACUUCUGACCUCAAGUGCCUUCGCUUGUGUCUUGCAUCAUAAUCAGAACCCUGAAUUUUAUGACGAGAUUAAAACCGAGCUCCCCAUCCACCUCCAUCCAAGGCAUCAUUUGCUUUUCACCUUCUAUCAUGUCAGCUGCGAAGUCAACACAAAAGGGGCUGCGAAGAAGCAGGACGCAGUCGAGGCGACAGUGGGCUUUUCCUGGCUUCCCUUGCUGAAGGAUGGCCGGAUCCUGACCUCAGAGCAGCACCUCCCUGUUUCGGCCAACCUGCCCAAUGGAUACCUGAACGUCGGGGACAGCGAGGCACGGAAGCAAUCCAAUGCUGACAUCAAGUGGGUUGACGGGGCAAAGCCUCUCUUCAAGGUCAAGCUCCACAUGGAGUCCACCAUUUACACCCAGGAUCUCCAUCUCCAUAACUUCUUCCAGUAUUGCCAGACAAUCCAAACAGGAGCCAAAGAAGUCCCAGGGGAACUUGUCAAAUAUUUAAAGUGCUUGCAUGCCAUGGAGAUCCAGGUCAUGGUCCAGUUUUUGCCGGUGAUCCUCACCCAGCUCUUCCGAGUCCUCACCCACCAGGCCCAAGAGGAAGACGUUGCCGUCAACUGCACCAUGGUGAUCCUGCACAUUGUCUCCAGAUGCCACGAAGAAGGCCUGGACCAUGACUUGCGGUCGUUCAUCAAGUAUUGCUUUCGACCCGAGAAGCCCUCGGCACCCCAAAACAAGACGACCCACGGGAUCUUGUCCGUCUCAAUGGCCCUGAUCCUCAAGCAGUCGGCAGAUUUCUUGGCCAUCAAUAAGAUGCUGAAGUAUUCCUGGUUUUUCUUCGAAGCGCUGGCCAAGUCCAUGGCCAUGUACCUGCUGGAGGAGAACAAGAUCAAGCUCCCCAGGGCUCAGCGCUUCCCCGAAUCUUACAACCAUGCCUUGCAUUCGCUUCUCCUCGCCAUCAUUCCUCAUGUCAACAUCCGCUACAGCGAAAUCCCAGAGGAGUCCAGAAACGUCAAUUUCAGCUUGGCCAGUUUCCUCAAGCGCUGUCUGACCUUCAUGGACCGAGGCUUUAUCUUCAACUUGAUCAAUGACUAUAUUUCGGGAUUCAGCCCCAAAGACCCAAAGUUGUUGGUGGAGUACAAAUUUGAAUUCCUGCAGACCAUUUGCAACCAUGAGCAUUACAUCCCACUCAAUUUGCCCAUGACUUUUGCCAAACCCAAGCUCCAGAGGGUCCAAGAUUUCUUUUUCUUGGCUCUGGAACGGUUCACUUCCGUAGAUGCGAACCUGGAGUCCAGCUUGUCCGAGGAAUACUGUCGCCACCACUUCCUGGUGGGCCUGCUUCUGCGGGAAGCGUCCUUCGCCCUGCAGGACACCUACGAGGUCCGCUCCCUGGCCAUCAGCAUCCUGAAGAGCCUCCUGAUCAAGCACGCCUUUGACCCCCGGUACCAACACAAGAACCAACAAGCCAAGAUUGCUCAGCUGUAUCUGCCUCUGGCUGGACUCCUUUUGGAUAACAUCCAGCGCUUGGCUGGACGGGACACGCUGUCCUCUUGCAACGCCAUGUCCAAUUCGGCAUCCAGAGAAGAAUUCAUGUGCAAUUUUGCCUCGCCGUCUAACAGGUCCAGCCUCCUGGUCGAUAAAGACCCACUCUAUGGCGGCUCUCUCCAGAACGGCCUCAGCCUCAAGAGGGAUGACUCCAAAGGGUCUCUCAGCUCGGACGGAGGGGCCACCUCUCCGGACCAAAAUGAAAACAUGCGAAGAAGCUCCACUCGCAGCAGCAUCUCCCAGUUCGGGCGGCUGGACCCCUAUGAGAUCCGGAGCCUCCUCGUCUGCUUCCUUUACAUCAUUAAAAUGAUUUCAGAAGAUACCUUGUUAACCUACUGGAACAAAAUAGCGCCUCAGGAUCUCAUGAAUGUCCUUGUCCUCUUGGAAGUCUGUCUCUUUCACUUCAGAUAUGUGGGGAAAAGAAACAUUGCCAGGGUCCAUGAUGCUUGGCUGUCCAAGCUCACGGCCAUUGACCGGAAAUCCCAGACGAUGCCAGCGCUUCGGAGCAGGCCAGGAGCCAUCCAAACCCGGCUUCAGCAUCUCGGCAGCCUUGACAGCUCAUUCACGCUGAAUCACAGUUCCUCUGAAGCUGACAUCUUGCACCAGGCUCUGCUAGAGGGUAACACGGCGACCGAAGUGACACUCACUGUCUUGGACACCAUUUCCUUCUUCACCCAGUGCUUCAAGAACCAGCUCUUGAACAACGAUGGACACAACCCGUUGAUGAAGAAAGUGUUCGACAUCCACCUCGCCUUUCUACGAAACGGUCAGUCGGAGGCUGCCCUGAAGCAUGUCUUCGCUUCACUCCGGUCCUUCAUCAACAAGUUCCCAUCAGCCUUCUUCAAGGGCCGGGUCAGCCUCUGUGCCGCCUUCUGCUACGAGGUGCUCAAGUGCUGCAGCUCCAAACUCAGCUCCACGCGGAAUGAGGCCUCCGCCCUCCUCUACCUCCUCAUGCGCAACAACUUUGAGUUCACCAAGCGGAAGACCUUCCUGCGGACCCACCUCCAGAUCAUCAUUGCUGUGAGCCAACUGAUUGCUGAUGUUGCCCUUAGUGGUGGUUCGAGGUUCCAGGAGUCGCUGUCCAUCAUCAAUAACUUUGCCAACAGCGACCGGCCGGUGAAGGCAACCGCGUUUCCUUCGGAGGUCAAAGACCUAACCAAGAAGAUCCGGACAGUGCUGAUGGCCACGGCGCAGAUGAAGGAGCACGAGAGGGACCCUGAGAUGUUGGUGGACCUCCAGUACAGCUUGGCCAAGUCCUACGCCAGCACCCCGGAGCUGAGGAAGACCUGGUUGGACAGCAUGGCCAAGAUCCACGUCAAGAACGGAGACUUCUCCGAGGCAGCCAUGUGCUACGUUCACGUUGCUGCACUUGUGGCAGAGUUUCUUCAUAGAAAGAAGUUAUUUCCUUCUGGAUGUUCGUCAUUCAAGAAAAUUACUCCCAAUAUUGACGAAGAGGGAGCCAUGAAAGAAGAUGCCGGGAUGAUGGACGUCCACUACAGUGAGGAGGUCCUGGUGGAGUUGCUGGAACAAUGUGUCGAAGGCCUGUGGAAGGCAGAGCGUUAUGAAACCAUCUCGGAGAUCUCCAAGUUGAUCAUCCCCAUCUAUGAAAAGCGCCGUGAGUUUGAGAAAUUGACCCAAGUUUACAGGACACUCCAUGGCGCCUACACUAAAGUCCUGGAAGUGAUGCAGACCAAGAAGAGGCUGCUGGGAACAUAUUUCCGGGUGGCUUUUUACGGACAGGCGUUCUUUGAAGAAGAAGAUGGCAAAGAGUACAUCUACAAGGAACCCAAACUCACAGGGCUCUCGGAGAUCUCCUUCCGGCUCCUGAAGCUUUACGGGGAGAAAUUCGGAGCCGAAAAUGUCAAAAUCAUCCAGGAUUCCAAUAAGGUAAACCUCAAGGACCUGGACCCCAAAUACGCCUACAUCCAGGUGACCUACCUGAAGCCCUACUUUGACGAGAAGGAGCUCUCCGAGAGGAAGACGGCUUUCGAGAGGAACCACAACCUCAGCCGCUUUGUCUUUGAGACGCCGUACACCUUGUCCGGGAAGAAGCACGGAAACGUGGAGGAGCAAUGCAAGCGGAGGACGAUCCUCACCACCGCCAGCUCGUUCCCGUAUGUCAAAAAGAGGAUUGCCGUCAGUUAUGAGCAACAGGUCAACCUGAAGCCGAUCGAUGUAGCAACUGAUGAAAUCAAAGCCAAAACAGAGGAGUUGCAGCAAUUGUGUGCGUCGCCGGACGUGGACAUGAUCCAACUCCAGCUGAAACUUCAGGGCUCUGUUUCAGUGCAGGUCAAUGCUGGCCCCUUGGCGUAUGCCCGGGCUUUCCUCGACGACAAACACUCCGGCAAAUACCCCACCAAGAAGGUGACUGAGUUGAAAGAGAUGUUCCGGAGGUUCAUCCAGAUCUGUGGGGUUGCCCUGGGGCUGAACGAGCGGCUGAUCAAAGAGGACCAGGCGGAGUACCACGAAGAGCUCAAGUCCAACUUCAGGGACAUGGCCAAGGAGCUUUCGGACAUCAUCCACGAACAGCUGUACCAAGAGGACACCCUCCAUUCCUCGUGGAUCGACAACACUCUGCACGUGUUCUGUGCCAUCAGCGGGACGUCCGGGGACGGCUACGGCUUGCUGAGAUUGACCCCCGACCUCUGAGAAUUGAAACAUACUCGCCUUCCAAACUGUUGGUUACUCACUGCGUCCAAAAGCGCAUCCACACUGUGGAAUUAAUGCAGUUUGACACCACGUUAACCCAAUACUGUGGCAUCCUGGGAGCUGUGCUCUGGGGAGGCCCUUCUUAUGCAGAGAAGGCAGAAGACCUUGCAAAACUAGCAUCCUGGAUCAAAGUGGGUCCAAACUGCAUUAAUUCUGCAGCGUAGACGCUUUCCACAGUGCCUCCCCGUCUCCUUUUUGUAUCAUUCCUUUCUUCCCAUUGCAUUGUGAAAUAACGUAUAUACAAACAAGCCGCCAUUUAUCCAACUAAGCUUGGAAACGGUACCAUGUAAACUUGUACAAUGGGAUAUAAUAAAGUGUACAAAUCUUUUUAUAUAUAUAUAUAGUAAACACAA